Adineta steineri is the source of this 2379-nucleotide messenger RNA. Lineage: Eukaryota; Metazoa; Rotifera; Eurotatoria; Adinetida; Adinetidae. The record is from the annotation of a GenBank genome assembly.
AUGUCAAAAUUAGAUGGCAUUUACAUCUUUUGUGACAACAAAUCUUAUCAUGAACAAUGGACCAAGAACUGGAGAAAAAUCAAAGGUGUUCACACAAAUAUCAAGGAUAUUUGUAAUGCAUUGAAAUGGGGUGUUAAACAAUUGAAUCAAGAUUCAAUUGCUGUGAGUUUUAUCAAAGUUAACGAAGCGAUGUCCAGUGGAGAUCUGAACCAAUUGGAGCCAAAUUAUAUGUAUACGCAAGUAUUCAAGGAGAUUCUUCUUGAAAUGGAACAUGACCGCAAGCAGGCCAUCAAGAUCUUAGCGACGUAUUACCACAAAUUUUAUCAUGACAAUGUGUCAAAAUUAGCCAUUGUUGAUGAAUUUCAACACGAUUACCAUCCAGAAAAGGCAAUUUGGUGGUAUACACGUGAGUCUUUCACUUACGAAAUGCUUAAUCGAGCACUUAGAACAUUAGAUGCCGAUAUAAUUAUUAAUAUGGGAUUUUUCAUUUGUGAUCUUCACCAACAAAUUCAUCAGCUAUAUCAACAACAGCUUCCUAGUUAUUGUGGUAAAUCAUUUAUAGUUUAUCGAGGACAAGGUCUACAAAAAACCGAUUUCGGCAAACUUAAAAACACAGAAGGUGGUUUAAUGUCCUUUAACAACUUUUUAUCCACCAGUAAUGAUAAAGAUGUGUCCCUUUUGUUCGCCGAGAGUUCCUCAGGAAAUACAGAUAUGGUAGGAAUACUCUUUAUAAUGACCAUUGAUCCACAAGUCUCAUCAACACCAUUCGCGUCCAUUAAGGAGGUUAGUUAUUACAAUACGGAAGAAGAAAUUCUUUUCUCCAUGCACACUGUAUUUCGGGUAGGCGCAAUUAAUCAAAUAGACAAUAAUGAUCAACUUUAUCAAGUGGAACUUCGACUGACUAUGGAUGACGAUGAACAACUUCGGCAACUAACUAAAUGGAUAAGUAACGAGAUUGGAGGUGAAACAGGAUGGAAACGAUUAGGUAAACUAUUACUCCAAACAGGUCAUUUCCAUAAGGCUGAAGAACUCUACAAAGUACUACUUGAACAAACAUCGAACGAAAGUGAUAAAGGACUUUAUUAUAGCAAUCUUGGAGCAGUCAAAUAUCAUCAAGCUGAUUAUGAACAGGCUAUUGAAUAUUACGAAAAAGCACUCGAAAUCCAAGAAAACACUCUUCCUGAAAAUCAUUCUUACCUGACUAUUUCCUACAACAACAUUGCUGGUGUAUAUAUGGACAGGAGAGAGUACUCAAAAGCACUUUCAUUUUUCGAAAAAGCACUCGUAGUUGAUGAAAAAAUUCUUCCUGAAAAUCAUCCUGACUUGGCUACUUGUAACAACAACAUUGGUUUGGUGUAUAUGAACAUGGGAGAGUACUUGAAGGCACUUCCAUUUUUCGAAAAAACAUGUAGAAUUCAACAAAAAACUCUGCCUGCUAAUCAUCCUUCGUUGGCUACGUUUUACAACAACAUGGGUGUUGUGUGUUUGAACAUGGGAGAAUACCCGAAAGCACUGUCAUUUUACGAAAAAGUACUUGAAAUCCAAGAAAAAACUCUUCCCGAAAAUCAUCAUUCGUUGGCUACCUCCUACAACAACAUGGGUAGUAUGUAUAAGUACAUAGGAGAGUACUCGAAAGCACUUUUAUUUUACGAUAAAACCCGAGCAAUCAUGGAAAAAACUCUUCCCGAAAAUCAUCCUUCGUUGACUACUUGCUACAACAACAUUGGUACUGUAUAUAUUAACAUGGGAGAGUACUCGAAAGCACUUUCAUUUCUCGAAAGAGCACUUGAAAUCCAAGAAAAAACUCUUCCUGUAGAUCAUUCUGACUUGGCUACUUCAUACAACAACAUCGGUAAUGUGUAUGACAGCAUGAGAGAGUGCUCAAAAGCACUUUCGUUUUAUGAAAAAGCACUUGAAAUCCAAGAAAAAACUCUUCCUGAAAAUCAUCAUUUGUUGGCUAGUUCCUACAACAACAUUGGUGCCGUGUAUAGUAAUAUGAGAGAAUACUCGAAAGCACUUUCGUUCCACGAAAAAGCACUUGAAAUUAAACAAAAAGCUUUUCCUUCAAAUCAUCCUUCGUUAGCUACAUCCUACAAUAGCAUUGGCAGUGUGUAUGAUAAAAUGGGAGAGUAUUUGAAAGCACUCUCAUUUUACGAAAAAUCAACUGAAAUCCAAGAAAAAACUCUUCCUAUAAAUCGUCCUUCGUUGGGUGCUUCCUACAAUAAUUUCGGGGUGCUGUAUUCUAACAUGAAAGAACAUUCGAAAGCACUCUCAUAUUUUGAACGUGCUCUUGACAUAUGGGAUCAUGCACUACCACCAAAUCAUCCUAAUCUGAAAAGUCUGAAAGAGCGGAUUGAAAUUGUAAAAAAGAAAUUAUAA